Molecule: messenger RNA, 1668 nt
Organism: Maudiozyma saulgeensis
Lineage: Eukaryota; Fungi; Ascomycota; Saccharomycetes; Saccharomycetales; Saccharomycetaceae
Source: the annotation of a GenBank genome assembly
AUGAAGAGUAGUAACAAUCCACAUAGGUCGGUGUUGUCGACAACUUCGCCGGCCAAAUUGAACGUAAUUUCAGAACGUCGACCAGGAGAUGGGAAAGUGAAUAAAUUAUCACUAACCAGAACCAGUUCAUUAGACAUAAGACCAGGUAGACCUCAGUUUGGUAGACCCACAUUUCCGAAGGGGACCAGACCACAGUUGCUAAGACGUAACUCAUCUUUUUUCAAAUGUAAUGAAUUUACCAAGGAGGAAGAUGAUGAUGAUGACAAUAAUAAUAAUAAUGAUAAUGAUGAGGCCUUACCGAGUGGGACAGGAGAUAGAUUUAUUCCGCUGUUACAGAACGGUAUACAGUCAAGGAUUGACCAUAGAGAGUUAAAGGAAGAAUUACCUCCACCAGAUGCAUCUCCAGUGACCCAUUUACGUGCCCAGAAGAAAUGUGUCUUCAAGACCCAAGUGGCGCAAGCAUGUGGACUUAAUGUUAACGAACGUAUAUUACAAUAUUUACCACAACCACCAGUGGCGAAAUUUAAAAGAUAUGAGAUGAAAUCAAGAUCUCAAUUUAGAUUUGAUAGUAACGAUAAUGAAUCACCAAUAUUAUUAAAAUUACGUAAGAUUGGAACCAAUCCAGAAAGAAUUCUUGAUGCUCCAGGAUUUCAAGAUGAUUUUUAUUUAAAUUUAUUAAGUUGGUCAAGACGGAAUGUUUUGGCCAUUGCUUUGGAGUCGUCCUUAUAUCUGUGGAACGCUACAUCAGGACAAGUGUCUUUAUUAAUGGAACUUGAAGGUGUAUUAAUAACAAGUGUUACAUGGUCUGAUGACGAUUGUCAUAUUUCUAUCGGGACAGAUAAUGGUACUACACAAGUUUGGGAUACAGAAACUUCAUCGAAGGUUAGAACAAUGAGAUCAGGAUUAGGUGUAAGGAUAGGUUCUCAAUCGUGGUUAGAGACCUUAAUUGCCACGGGAUCCCGGUCUGGGGAGAUACAAAUCAAUGACGUAAGAGUACGUGAUCAUAUCGUGAGUCGCUGGGAUCGUCAUGAAGGGGAAGUAUGUGGUCUUGCUUAUAAAUCCGAUGGUACACAACUAGCCUCUGGUGGUAAUGAUAACACAGUGAUCCUAUGGGACACUAGAAACUCUAUGCCAAUAUUUACAAAAAGAGCACACAAUGCGGCAGUCAAAGCAAUUGCAUGGUGCCCAUAUCUCCCAAAUUUGUUAGCCACAGGUGGAGGUCAAGCUGAUAAACAUAUUCAUUUUUGGAAUACUACAACAGGAAAUAAAUUAGGUUCGAUAAACACAGGUUCUCAAGUUUCAUCAUUACAUUGGGGUCAAAGUUAUUCAUCCACGGAUGGUUCAAAUUCUACAAUGCAUAGAGAAAUUGUAGCAACAGGUGGUAAUCCAAGUAAUGCAAUCUCUGUAUUUGAUUAUGAUACCAAAUAUAAAGUGGCAGAGAUUCCUCAUGCACAUGAAACAAGGAUUUGUGGAUCACAAUUGUCACCAGAUGGUACCACACUGGCUACAGUUGGUGGUGAUGAGAACCUUAAAUUUUUUAAAGUCUUUGACCCUCGCCGUACGAAUCGUCGCCGUCAAAAGACAACAUUGGGACCUUUACCCCCACAUGAACACCAGGAACUCGACCCAUUGACCUCUCAGGCUAGGACUGACUACAUAAUAAGAUAA